Molecule: messenger RNA, 1530 nt
Organism: Paramecium tetraurelia
Lineage: Eukaryota; Ciliophora; Oligohymenophorea; Peniculida; Parameciidae
Exons: 4
Biological process (GO): peptidyl-serine phosphorylation; intracellular signal transduction; protein autophosphorylation
Cellular component (GO): nucleus; cytoplasm
Molecular function (GO): calmodulin binding; calcium-dependent protein serine/threonine kinase activity; calcium/calmodulin-dependent protein kinase activity
Source: RefSeq, a predicted model, not a curated record
AUGGGUGCAUGCUCUGGAAAACAGAAACCAGUUAGAAAAGGCAAACAACAAUUAAGUGAAAUAAAAAGAUUUGCUAAAUAAAACAUAAGAUAGUUUUACAGAUUUGGAAAGGUUUUAGGAUCAGGGAGUUUUGGUACUGUAAAAGUGGGUUACAGUGUCAGAGAUUCGAAAGCCUUUGCAAUAAAGACUAUUCAUAAAUAUCGAAUGCGAGAAUAAUUCUACCUUGUACUCAGAGAGCUAGACAUCCUUACACAACUGGAUCAUCCAAAUAUCAUUAAAGUAUUUGAAGAGUAUGAAGAUGACAUGUAUUAUCACUUCGUAAUGGAAUAUUGCAGUGGAGGAGAAUUGUUGGAAAGAAUAGUGGAGGAAGGUAAUAUUGGAGAAUCUGAUUCGAAAGAGAUAAUGCAACAAUUAUUUUCAGCUAUUAACUAUCUUCAUUCGAUGGGAAUAGCUCAUAGAGAUUUGAAGCCAGAAAAUAUUCUUUUUGCUUCUAAGGAAAAGGAUGCACCAAUAAAGGUUAUAGAUUUCGGUUUAAGCAAGAAGUUUAGAAAUAUCAAUCAAAAGCUUUAGAGAAUGAACAGUAAAGUGGGAACUCCAAUAUAUGUUGCACCUGAAAUAAUAGCUGGGGAUUAUUCUUUCUAAUGUGACGAAUGGUCUUUGGGUUGCAUCCUGCAUGUAUUACUAUGUGGGAAUCCUCCAUUCUCGGCUAAGAAACUCGAUAUGUUAGAAGCUAAAAUCAAGCAUUCUGAUGUUGAUUUCUCUCUCUCCGUAUUUGAGCAUAUAUCUCUUGAAGCUAAGGAUUUGAUUAAAAACUUAUUAGUAAAAUAACCCAAAAAGAGAAUCACUUGUGGAAAAGCAUUAGAGCAUCAAUGGUUUAAAAAUAUGAAACAAAGUUCUCAUUAAUAAAAAUUGUCUAAUAAUUAGCAUUAAAAAAUCAUAAGAUUAUUACAUACUUAUGCCAAUUCGUCUAAACUAAAAAAAGAAACUCUAAAAAUACUGAUAAAUCAACUUACUGAAAAUCAAAUUUCUUAAUUAAAGGAUGUUUUUGUCUCGUAUGAUAAAGAUUGCAAUGGAACCAUUUCCAUUUAAGAACUUUUGUAAAUUAUGUCGAAUUUAGGAUUUAAGGAAAGUGAAGAGGAACUUGUUUAAAUGAUAAAGAAAUUUAAUAAUAUUAACCCUUCUAACGAUGAUAUUACAUAGGAUACAUAAAUUACAUAUACUUCAUUCUUAAGUGCUUUGGUGAAUUGCAAAAGCUAUCUCAAUAAAGAGAGAUUAUGGAAUCUAUUCAAAUACUUUGAUAGUGAUAAUAAAAACUUUAUUACAAUAGAAGAUGUGAGGAAAGCCUUUGAAAGGGAAGGAAGGCAAUUAUCUGAAUCAAAAUUGGUUUCCUUAUUUUCUGAGAUACUAUAAAAUGAAAAAUAGAAAAUUAUUGAUUUUGAUUAGUUUUGUCAAAUGAUGUAAGAUAAUCUAUAUAACAGCAACAAUGAUAGCAAAAAUUUAGAAAAAGAAUUAGAUUGUUUUGAAAAUUGA